AAGCCCAGACUCUCCAUCAUCCGUCGGAGGAAAUUCCGGGAGUAAUUUGUUUUUUUGGAAUUUUCAUUCACAGAAUUUCUUGAACCACCACGAGACUCCUUCCUCCCCACCUUCCCUUCUUCCGUCCUUAGAUCUCUCUCCAGAAACAAGAAAAAAAGGGUCUAAUCUUCAAACCUUCAAAGCAGAGAAGUCACUUCUGAGAAUCACUAUAGAUUUCUUCCUUCUCUUGAACACAAAAAAGCUGUUAAUUGAAGGCCGUGGGUCAGCAAUGGCGGGUGAUAUUGAGGAGCCUUUUAGGCUUAAUUUUCAUUCAGAUUGUCUUCCACUUCGGUCUGGUUCGAUCUCAUUUGGACGGUUUGAGAACGAAGAUUUGUGUUGGGAGAGAAGGUCCUCUUUUUCCCAUAACAGGUACAUUGAAGAGGCUGAGAAAUUCUCAAAGCCGGGGUCCGUUACCGAGAAGAAGGCGAUACUCGAGGCCCAUUUCAAGCGGCGGGCAGGACUUUUUAGCCAGAGCUCUUCGGAGACUCAUAGUGGGGAGAUCGAGUUCCAGACUAGUGGAAAUGCCAAUGAAGCAGGACGUUUUGGAGCGAACGAUAGUGGAGGGUAUGAUGGGGAUUUUGAACAUUUCAAUGUGGAGUGUAGCUAUUCCCCACAUAGUCACGAAGAAAACCCUGAAUCGGCGGGACCUGGAAAUGAAGAUCGUGGUUUUUAUUACGAUGGUGAUGAUUAUUAUGAAAGAAAUCGUUGUAGACCGGAUGUUGAUGACCAUGACGAUAAUCUUGCCAUUGUUCGUGACCAUUUUCAUGAAGAAGAAGAGGAUUGUUGUCAAGUCAAUGGAACAGUAUCAGUCAACAUCGAUGAAUCUCGGGGUGAAAACGCGACAAAAAAUACAGUUGUUCCUACACAACAAACUUCUUCUCCAAAGGCAAAAUCUAGAGCCUCUAAAACUGCUAAUAAGGUAAGUACAACCACUCCAAUAGUAGGCAUCGCGGACAUUCCUCGGAAGCCUAGGGGGAAGUGUGACAAUUUAGUGAGGCAGAAACCGGUUCCGGAAGCUUCGACGACAUCAAAAUUUGAGGUUCCAUCUAGUUCAAAAUGUAAAAUGCAUUGCGAAAGUAAAAGCACUGAAAGGGAAAGGAGGAUAAAGGAAAAGGCUGCCCACAAAGGGUAUCAAAGUCCAAGCAGGUCCAAGUGUGGUGAAAAUAGUAAAACUUCGCCGAGCACGAAGCGAAGUUCUUUUUCUUUUAGUUUCAAGAGUGAGGAACGCGCGGAGAAGAGGAAGGAGUUCUCAAUAAAGCUAGAGGAGAAAAUGCACGCGAAGGAAGCUGAAAUGCAUCAGCUCCAAGCAAGAAAGCAGGAAAAAUCAGAAGCUGAGAUAAGAAGGCUGAGAAGAAGCCUAAAUUUCAAAGCAACUCCCCUGCCUUCUUUUUACCUAGAAGAUGGACAACAAUCAAAUAUGAAUAAGAAGAACUUGGGGAAUAAACCAAAACCGGCUAAGCCUCCUCCUCCAAGCAAGCAUUCGUACCCAAACACGUCUUCUUCCUCUUCUUCGGGAGUGACAAUUGCCAACAUUUCACCACCAACCGAAAGCGUGUCCUCUCCACAAGUCUGCAAAGGUAAUAAUAGCAACAAGAAAAUCUCUAAUGCCAAACUUGGGAGAAAGGGUACCGAGCGAAGGACGGUCCACAUGGGGAGUAACCCGAGAAUGGAUCGACUCGCAGUCGGCAUCGUUGCCUCGUAACUCAAUGUGGGCCAUGUUUGCACCCCCUUUUUUCUUGACAAGAAGGAAAUGUCAUGAAAUUGCUUCUUACAUUUUGUGCACAUAUAUGUAAUUAAAUGUAGUUUGGUAGGCUGUAUUUUGAACAUUGGUUUUGUAAUAUUGUGGAAGUAUGAAGAGUAAUGAUGCUAUAUGUGACUGUUACAAGAAACCCAAAAGCUAUAAGAAAUAAACAGUCCUUUC
This is a messenger RNA of Cuscuta campestris, 1960 nucleotides long. NCBI's taxonomy places the organism in Eukaryota, Viridiplantae, Streptophyta, Magnoliopsida, Solanales, Convolvulaceae. The record is from the annotation of a GenBank genome assembly.